AUCUCUGUGGUGGUUUUUCCCUAGAGCAAGACUGCGAGGCGCGCCUAGCCGGAAUAAAGCGACUCAGUUCUCAUGAAAAUCAUCUUUAUAUUUUAGUUCGUUUUUAUGUAAUGUAGCAUGACAUGGUAUGUGACAAAAUUAUUGGGUAAAACACGGCGUUUUGUUUUAAAAAACCUGAGUGACUUAGCUGUCGGAGACUUUCAAGAGGGACACAAAUCGCCGGUAGGUGAAGAACGUAAAUUAUUUACAUUGCGUCGAUUGUGGCUUGAGCAGAGCAAGGGGAAGAUGCUGAAGAACGACAGCACAAGGUCCCAUUCACUAUUUUGAGUUGUCCGUGGUGCUGGAACCUUGUCCAACAAUGACGACAGAAUGGGGUGAAAAAUCCACGGCCGACCUCAUGAGCAGGUACGUCUCCAAGGAAAAGGGAUAUGGAGUUCCUGAGGAGGGCUGGAGGAUCUGUUUGGCCCAUGAGUUUAAGGAGAAGAGAAGUCCUUAUCAAGCAAAAGAUGUCUCGCUGUCCUUCAUCUGGGAGCACGUUGGCCUGGGGAUCAGGUAUCUGAAGUGGUGGUACAAGAAGACUCGUGUGGAGAAGAAGGCUCCCUUCAUCGACAUGUUUGCUCCUCUGCCUCUACGACAAAUAUAUGGUGCUCCACUUGGAGGGAUUGGAGGAGGAACCAUCACCAGAGGUUGGAGAGGGGAGUUUUGUCGAUGGCAGCUCAACCCUGGAAUGUACCACUACAAAACGGUCGUAGCCAACCAGUUCACAGUGUGUUUGCGUCGUGGAGGACAAACGGUUUACCAGCAGGUUCUGUCUGUGGAGCGUCCGCCAACGUUACAGGGCUGGAACUGGGGCUACUGCGGGGAGUACGCCUUCUACCACGCCCUUUACCCACGAGCCUGGACGGUCUACCACCUCCCUGGACAGAACCUCACCCUCACUUGCAGACAGGUCUCCCCCGUCAUCCCACAUGAGUACCAGGACUCCAGUCUCCCCGUGGCUGUGUUUGUGUGGGACAUCCAGAACCAUAAUGACCACGACCUGGAAGUUUCCAUCAUGUUCACUAUGGUCAACGGCUCGGGACACAAGUCGGACAAGAAAGGAGGACACUGGAACGAACCAUUCCACCUGGAGAAGGAGGGGGAGUCCGUGUCGGGGGUUUUGUUGCACCACUGUACCCCAGUGAACCCGUUCACCAUGAGCAUCGCAGCCAGAGAACAGCCUGACAGACAUAUCAGUCACCAGACAGCCUUCAGUCCAAGUGGAACCUGCAGCAGUCUGUGGACCGACCUCAUUGCUGAUGGACGCCUGGACUCUCCCACAGGUGCCAGCCCUCCCACGUCUAAAGGAGAGAAAGUAGCAGCAGCCUUGGCUGUGGGCUGCUCAGUGGCGGCCCAGAGUCGUAACACUCUGGAGUUCUGUCUGAGCUGGGACAUGCCCAGAAUCACCUUUGGCUCCAGAGAGAGGGAACACUUUAGGUGGUACACCCGUUACUUUGGAACCAAGGGGGACGCCUGUCCCUCUCUGAGUCACCACGCUUUGACACACUACAGCCAGUGGGAGAGGAGCAUCGAGGAGUGGCAGAGGCCAGUUCUGCAGGACAGUUCUCUUCCUUCCUGGUAUAAAUCAGCUCUGUUUAACGAGCUGUACUUUGUGGUGGACGGAGGCUCAGUGUGGACAGAGCUGCCAGAGGACGCUGACAUCAGUGGUGGUCUACGCAGCAAGGAUGGGGGGCUCCCAGCACAGCCUGAUGUCAUCAAGGAGUACGGUCGAUUUGCCUACCUUGAAGGUCAGGAGUACAGAAUGUACAACACCUACGACGUCCACUUCUAUGCCUCGUAUGCACUCAUAAUGCUGUGGCCCAAACUCGCUCUGAGUGUGCAGUACGAGAUUGGUGAGUACACAGGUGGUAACAGUAAGAAGUAGGAGCUUCAUCUGAUGAGUGGCCGCCAUUCUUAUGUGAAGACCAAAGACGUGGUCCCUCAUGACAUAGGAGACCCAGAUGAUGAGCCUUGGCAGAGGUUGAAUGCCUACCUCAUUCAUGACACUGCAGGCUGGAAGGACUUGAACCUCAAGUUUGUCCUGCAGGUCUACAGAGACUUUCAUCUGACCCAGGACAAUCAGUACCUGUGUGACAUGUGGCCCAUAUGUAAGGCUGUUAUGGAGUCGGAACUGAAGUUUGACCUGGACGGAGACGGGCUCAUCGAAAACUCUGGCUAUGCGGACCAGACCUAUGAUGGUUGGAAAGUAACUGGACCAAGUGCGUACUGCGGCGGGCUGUGGUUGGCCUCCCUGUGUGUGAUGUGUAAAAUGGCUGAAGUGCUGAAGAGCGACGCGUCCCUUCAGUACUACAAAGACCUCCUGGACAGAGGCAGCGCAGCUUAUGACAAACUGCUGUGGAACGGAAAGUACUACAACUACGACAGCAGUGGGAGGGAGCUCUCCAACAGUGUGAUGUCUGACCAGUGUGCUGGACACUGGUUCCUCCGAGCAUCUGGUCUGGGAGACGGGGAGUACCAGGCCUUCCCAAAGGAAAAAAUCCAGAGCGCACUGAAGUCGGUCUUUGACCUGAACGUCAUGAGCUUUGCUGGAGGCCACAUGGGGGCAGUAAAUGGCAUGCGUCCUGAGGGAGUGCCUGAUCGAUCCAGCGUCCAGUCAGAUGAGGUCUGGACCGGAGUAGUGUAUGGACUGGCAGCUACCAUGAUCCAUGAGGGAAUGAGGGAUGAGGGGAUGAGAACGGCUGAAGGCUGCUACAGGACUGUGUGGGAGAGACUGGGAAUGGCAUUCCAGACUCCUGAAGCCUACAGUGAGAAGGGCGUCUUCCGUUCUUUGGCCUACAUGAGGCCUCUGAGCAUCUGGGCCAUGCAGCUGGCCUUGAGUACGUCCCAGACUAACAGCACGUCGGCUCAGAACUGAGACACAACAAACGUGCUGCUGUGCUUGAUGAGCCUGAUGUGGUGAAAACAGUUCCUCCUUCACAGCUACUCUACUUCAUGGUUUAGAUGUCAUCAUUUCUUUACGAAGUUCCUCCUGGUUCUAGAUGUUCUCUAAUGAUCCGAGGGUCAGUGAGGCUGCGUGAAAACAUGCUUAGCCAGUAUCUAGUACUUUAAAAUAAAAACUGACUUUGUGUUUCAGGAAAACACUCUGUUGACUGGACACAGACGUAAACACUACAGUAGACAGUUUACAGUUGAUAUGAUUCAUGUUGACUUCAGGUUAAUAGACUGAGUUUUUACUGUAUCAGUCGUUGAAAGUUCAUUUUUCUAUUUUUGGAGUGAGAUGUGAGCAGCCAUGUUGGAACCCGUGGAUGCUCUAAAGGUGGUUCCUGUUCCUCUUGUUUUUGACCUUGGUGCAUGUGUCCACUGAACAUUUACUCUUUGGUAAAAUCACACACUCAUGACAAUCACCCUGAAUAAACAGAACAACAACAUAUGUGGUGUUUUGUGUUCAAAGGUUAAUGGAUGUGACACCUUGCCUCAUAUUUACUACGUGUUAUAUAGACGGAAACCUUGGUUGGACCAGAUCCUGUUACUUUUAAGGGAAAGUGAACUCCUUGUCAUUGUGACACAGCUCACCACUGCACACAACCAAAUGUGACCUUCUGUUAUGUGCUGAUGUGCAGCCUGAUUCACAAUGUUUUUUUCUUAAGAAAUUACUUUAUGUAAAAAUAUGAAACCUUUAAAAACUUUUGACUCAUUUGUUGGAGCAACAACCUCAGCUUUUUUGUCAAAAAUUCUCAUCACUUUUACUCGUAGGAGGGACGGCCCAUUCUGAUUGGGUCAUUAGUGGAACAGUGUAAUGUCCCUGGAGUAAAAACUGACUCCGUCACAACCUCCUCAUGUCUCUGUGGCGCAAUCGGUUAGCGCGUUCGGCUGUUAACCGAAAGGUUGGUGGUUCAAGCCCACCCAGGGACGUUUUUACACUAAGGCUGACCUCAUGUUUACUGUUAAUAAUAAUAUUGUCCAGUUGCCUCUGUCCUUCCAAAAUUAACGUUCGGAACCCGUUUGGAAACAAUAGACACUUCGAAACGAACAUGGUUUUUGUUAAAUUUAACUUCACUAACUGACAUUUUAAUAAACAAUACCUGCCAGC
This is a messenger RNA of Cynoglossus semilaevis (tongue sole), 4090 nucleotides long. It is a transcript of the gene gba2, whose product is annotated as glucosidase, beta (bile acid) 2. The transcript has 18 exons. Gene Ontology annotation, cellular component: membrane. Gene Ontology annotation, molecular function: beta-glucosidase activity; glucosylceramidase activity. Gene Ontology annotation, biological process: central nervous system development; glucosylceramide catabolic process; carbohydrate metabolic process. NCBI's taxonomy places the organism in Eukaryota, Metazoa, Chordata, Actinopteri, Pleuronectiformes, Cynoglossidae. The record is from RefSeq and is a predicted model, not a curated record.